Colletotrichum lupini is the source of this 780-nucleotide messenger RNA. RefSeq lists its product as uncharacterized. The transcript has 5 exons. The record is from RefSeq and is a predicted model, not a curated record. NCBI's taxonomy places the organism in Eukaryota, Fungi, Ascomycota, Sordariomycetes, Glomerellales, Glomerellaceae. The coding region runs from base 1 to 780 and encodes 259 amino acids.
AUGGACACUGAGACUUUUUCAAAAUGUCUGAAAUCCUCGACCCUUGAAUUCGAGAGCAUCCUCCUUCGCUUGAUACUACUCGGUCACAGCCCCCAAACUCUCAUUUUCCGUCAUCUCACCUCAUCAUCAACCCUGCAGGUUGCGUUGGAACUACCACAACUUACGUCCCAUCUCUCAUCUCACUGUCAUCCUCUUCGGCCCCACGAGGCGGUGUCACCUAUGGAAAACUCUUUGAAUCCUCCCGAUGAGAAGGGGAAUAGCCAUUCACGGUUGCGAGUGCGAUCAAAGGCAGCAGCAUAUGGUCAAGCCCAGAUGUCAGAAUAUGAAGGGACCAACAAGGCUCCCGGGUUUCUCUCGAGACAUAUCCCGGCCGCCACAUGCAGCCAUCACCAAUCACGCACAUCAGUUACCCCCAAUGUUGUGGCCAGCCCCAAAGUAGUGACCAGGCAAGGUAGUCGUAAAGUCAAGUGCAGCUCGACGCGAGUCGCAUCGCCCCUCCCCUUGUUCGUUAUUCGUACGUCCGGAGAUGGAGGGCGGGAGGAGCCACAUGCAUCCAUCACCUCCGGCAAUUGUCUUUCUCUCAUUGCUUCCCCUCAAUUCGUACUUCCCCUCUCACUCUAUUGUUCUCCAGAGAUUUUGUUCUUCAGCAGCGGUGCCCUCCCUCCUCGUUGGAUGUCGCUUGCUCAGAAUACUUCGAAUGGCAAUCCACACAACUUAGCCAUCCAGCCCAACAAGUUGUUGAGACUCAGAGGAUCCGACUUCUGCGAUCUUUCAGAUUGA